AACGUCCGGACACACGAGGAAAACCAUGAAGGCACCAGCGAGCGUCCUGCAGAGCCGAGGACACAGACGCACAGACACGGCACAGGGAGGAUAAGGUCUUGGCCCCGCCCCUCUCGCCCGUCUCGCCCGUCUCGCCGGGGCCAUGCUCUCGACGGCGGUCCAGAUCCUCGCCUUCGCCCUGGCCUUGCUGGGUUUGGUGGGCGUCACCGUGGCGACGGUGCUGCCGAACUGGAAGGUGUCGGUGACGGGCUGGACGAGCCUGAUGACGCCGAUCUCGCACAUGCAGGGUCUGUGGAUGGACUGCAACUUCUACAGCUCCGGCGUCUUCAGCUGCACCGUCAAGACUAGCAUGCUGAGCCUCCCCGCGUACCUCCAGCUCACGCGGAUCGCCAUGGUGCUGUCGGCGCUGGUGACGGGGCUGGGGCUGUGCUUGGCGUCGCUGGGGCUGAAGUGCACGCGCUGGGGCGGGAGUCGACGCGCCAAAGCCCACACGGCGAUGGCGGCCGGCGCGUGCUUCGUCCUGUCGUCCGUCUCGUGCCUCGUCCCGGCGUCGUGGUUCACCAACGAGAUCAUCACGGCGUUUCUGACCGCGGAGGUUCCCGAGAGCAGCAGGUACCAGCCGGGCGGCGCGCUCUGCCUGACCUUCGUGUCGGCGGGGUUCCUGUUGGCGUCCGGGGUCAUCUUCUGCCUGUCGUGCCCCAAGAACACGACGACCCGUCCCAACGGCGAAAGGAAAAUCGUGAGUAUCCGAGGAACGCAGACCGAGUGCGCCAAAGCGGUGAGGAUUCAGGAAGACGUGGAACACCGGGAAAACGCCAAAGAAGUGAAGGAGCAGCCGGAGCAGAAGGAAGUGAAGGACAGUUACAGCCUCCAGGAGUAUGUCUGA
Molecule: messenger RNA, 886 nt
Organism: Boleophthalmus pectinirostris (great blue-spotted mudskipper)
Lineage: Eukaryota; Metazoa; Chordata; Actinopteri; Gobiiformes; Gobiidae
Product: claudin-20-like
Exons: 2
Coding region: 143-886 (247 amino acids)
Biological process (GO): bicellular tight junction assembly; cell adhesion
Cellular component (GO): plasma membrane; bicellular tight junction
Molecular function (GO): structural molecule activity
Source: RefSeq, a predicted model, not a curated record